GGGAAAAUCACGAAAAAUAUGAUCUUUUCUGAAAUCGUGCAUGCAGUUUUGAACCUCUACAGUCAAAUGUGUUGAGGGGGCGAUGGUUGUUUCCUCUGCGUGUGAUCUUUGUUACCGCUCUUCUUCUUUGCACCAUGACAGGUUUCGGGCUGGCUAAAGGAUGGAGCCAAGCCAGAAUUGCGGGAGCAUCAGGAAGAGGCCUGCGGAGCAGGCGAUGAAUGAUGGUGAUAUCGACAGGAUAUAUAGAUUCACCAUAUUGUUGCCUAAUGGGACUACCCUGGGAAUCGCGUUAAGGGAACCCAACCCGACGAUGGCCUCCGGAGAUUUCAUGCUGAUGGCCAAAGAAAGGUACAAUCGAGCCAAAGCGCAAGAUCCAUCGCUAAGGUCCAAGCGUCCCAUCGCAUGGGAGAGUAAUGAGUUGCAUCUCGAAGAUGCAAAUGGCAACCGGAUCAAAAGUCGAAUUAUUUUCGACAACUUUAAGCCUCACAAGCGCCACAUCUUGCGUUUUCACGAUGGCUCUGGCAACACAACUGAUACUUUUGAGAAUAUGUGGGAUUUAACGCCUGACACGGAAUUGUUGAAGGAGCUACCUGAAGAAUAUACUUUUGAAACUGCUCUUGCAGAUUUGAUAGAUAAUUCCUUGCAAGCUGUAUGGGCUAAUCCCCUGAAAUCUAAAAGAUUGAUUAGCUUGGAUAUAUCUGAUGAAAAGAUCUCCAUCUUUGACACUGGCCCUGGAAUGGAUGACAGUGAUGAGAACUCUAUAGCAAAGUGGGGAAAGAUGGGUGCCUCACUUCACAGAAAGUACAGAGUUAAGGCAGUAGGUGGAAAACCUCCGUAUCUAAUGCCUUUCUUUGGCUUGUUUGGAUUUGGAGGACCAAUUGCCUCUAUGCAUUUGGGAAGGCAUGCCAUGGUUUCUUCCAAGACUAUGCAAUCUAAAAGAGUAUACAUGUUACAUCUGAAGAGAGAAGCUCUAUUGAGCAGAUCUGGUUCUCAACACUCUUGGAAAACUGAUGGUGGCGUCAGGGUUCCUUUAGAAAAUGAAAGCGCAAGAGCACCUCAAGGAAGCUUCACGAAGGUUGAGAUUUUCAAGCCUAGAAUGAAAAACGUGAAUCUAUAUCAACUCUCGUGCAAGCUGAAGGACAUCUAUUUCCCAUACGUUCAGGGUGAUGGUUUGUGGAAUUUGAGGAGGACUAUCAGACCAGUCCAUUUCGAGGUUAAUGGUAUUGAUUUAGCUGAAAUUGAAGGAGGGGAGGUUGCAAUUACCAACUUGCAUUCAUGCAAUGGUCCUGAUUUUAUAAUUCAAGUUCAUUUUUCGAUCACAGAGGACACUGACGCAAAUAGAAUACUCGGUUCCACAGCAAUUCACGAGGCUAAUGCUUGCCUGAAGUGUGUCUACUUUCCUGUUGUUCAGGUAUGGCAGUAUAUUCUUAUAGUUUCUUUUCUUUUCAGUUUCCUGCGGAGGAAGUUCUUAAUAUAA
This is a messenger RNA of Eucalyptus grandis, 1477 nucleotides long. Its product is annotated as structural maintenance of chromosomes flexible hinge domain-containing protein GMI1. Bases 161 to 1477 code for a protein of 438 amino acids. The transcript has 13 exons. NCBI's taxonomy places the organism in Eukaryota, Viridiplantae, Streptophyta, Magnoliopsida, Myrtales, Myrtaceae. The record is from RefSeq and is a predicted model, not a curated record.